AUGCAACUCACCCCAGACUUACGUCUAACAUAUCAUCGGGACGACGGCGAUCUCCUCGACAACCUCAUCAGGCGAGCACUGACUCGCCUGCGCUUAGAGCGCCGUAUUGCUGUGGAUUGCCAUCCGGAGCACGGACUUCAGCGCAAGUCUCGCAAUCCUAUCUCGGCAAAGUCAAACUCGAGCUCCAGGACCAGUCCAAUACCCUGUCGAGCAUCCCAAGAAGUUCCUUUCGGUGCGCGGCGGAUGAAAGCAAUCAAGGCUAACCAGAAAAACCAGGAACAAGAACAAGACCUCGCGAGUCGGUCUGAAGCUAUCAGGAUUCAUGGGCGGGCCAUGAGAUCAUCGACGUGGGGGCGGAUUUGGAGGUGGGCUGGGGCAGGCUAG
Messenger RNA from Suillus clintonianus, 384 nucleotides. RefSeq lists its product as uncharacterized. Lineage: Eukaryota; Fungi; Basidiomycota; Agaricomycetes; Boletales; Suillaceae. The coding region runs from base 1 to 384 and encodes 127 amino acids. The record is from RefSeq and is a predicted model, not a curated record. The transcript has a single exon.